CUGUCGGUCGUUUCGCGAUGGCUGGGACGCGCGUUCUCGCUCGCGGGUAAAAACUCGCGAUGCGAUCGACCAGAUAUGGCAGGAUCGUGAUAGAGUUUCGUUUGUUGUGAGUGAUAUAAGCAACGUAGUCGUCGGGCACGUGGCCGUUGUUCAGGAUGAUGGUUGUCGACCUAGACUACGUGAGACACUACCUGAGCCUGCAGAUCAACGAAGUGGUCUGCUGGUGGUGGUACUACAUCAGGGAAAUCUCGUGGCAGCUGCUGAUCGCCCUGCUAGCGUACCUUUGUGUCUGUAUCUUCCUUUAUGCUCUUCUCAAGAGGGUAGGCCAUGCCGCUUGGCAGCUACCGGGUCCACCCGGCAAACUCCUUCUGGUCACUGCACACCCUGACGACGAGGUGAUGUUCUUCGGACCUCUGGUCUACUGGCUAACGCGCUCCAAGGUCACCGAGAUCUACCUGCUGUGUUUAUCAAUGGGUGGAGAUAAAAGGAGGAUAGAUGAGCUGUGGGCCUGUGCAAAGGUCUUAGGCAUCCCAGAGGCUAAUAUAACGAUUAUUAUGAGUAGCGAGUUACCAGAUGACCAGGCAGUACAAUGGCCAACAGAUGAGGUAGCAGAGAGUAUUUUGCAAUAUAUAGAGAUUUACAAGAUCAAUGCUGUCGUAACAUUCGACAAGUAUGGAGUGAGCCGACAUAAAAAUCAUAUCUCCUUGUACUUUGCGAUUGCUGCAUUGUGCAUAGAGAAGAAAGUACCUCCUUAUUGUAAAUUAUAUGUGUUAGAGUCCGUUAAUAUAAUCAGAAAGUACAUUCAACUCCUGGACUUGCCCAUUAGUUUACUCUCAGCUCCAUACUGGUACCUGGUGACACGCGAACAAAGGCGUACAAUCAAAAAGGCUAUGAGUACACAUAAGUCUCAAUAUGUCUGGUUCCGGAGAUUAUACAUGAUUUUUUCGCGAUACACAUUUAUCAACACCCUCCAAGAAGUCAGUGCUCUCGACUUGGAGUUAGAUCUCCAGUUCGACGAGGACUGAACACGUCCACGAACAUGUACAAAAUAUGUAAUUAACAAUUACUCUGUACAUACUUUGUCUAUCGAUAAAUACUACAACAAAUAAUGUAUAUUACACACAGUGAAAACCACACGAAAGCUACGGAGAUUUUUGAAAUACGUGCAAGAACAUACCUUAAGCGGGAAAUAUUUUUUUAUUCGUAAUUAAUAGAAUAUACAUCGUAGUUAUAUUUCCAAAUGAAAAUGCGACGCGUAGCUUUCCUGUCUAUAACAAUAAAUCGGUUCUUUUUUUCUCGCAA
This is a messenger RNA of Odontomachus brunneus, 1302 nucleotides long. It is a transcript of the gene PIG-L, whose product is annotated as N-acetylglucosaminyl-phosphatidylinositol de-N-acetylase. The transcript has 5 exons. Gene Ontology annotation, molecular function: N-acetylglucosaminylphosphatidylinositol deacetylase activity. The record is from RefSeq and is a predicted model, not a curated record. Gene Ontology annotation, biological process: GPI anchor biosynthetic process. Lineage: Eukaryota; Metazoa; Arthropoda; Insecta; Hymenoptera; Formicidae. Gene Ontology annotation, cellular component: endoplasmic reticulum. The coding region runs from base 156 to 1025 and encodes 289 amino acids.